AUGAAGCCAGAGGCACGUGUUGCCUGUCAGGUGACGAUGGCGGUGCUGUUCAUAGCUCUGCUCGUCACGGCCAUCACUUUUGCAGUGCAGGCUUUUCAGCCGCGUCCCCAACCCUGUUUUCGGUGUCCAUUCGACUGGAUUGGGUACAGAGGAAAAUGCUACUAUUUUUCGGAGGCUGAGGGGAACUGGACGUCCAGCCAGGACAACUGCUCGGCACUCGGUGCUUCCUUGGCCAUGCUCGACAGCGUGGAGGACUUGAGCUUUGUGAUGAGAUAUAAAGGCAUCUCUGAGCAUUGGAUUGGCCUUUCACGGGAAGAUGAGGCACAACCGUGGAAAUGGGUGAACAACUCACAUUUAUCUCACCUGUUUCGGAUCCGCGGCGGUGGCCUCUGCGCCUACCUGAACGACAGCGGGCUCAGCUCCUCCCGCUGCAGCACCGAGAGGAGCUGGGUUUGCAAUAAGUUCGAGCUGCAGAGCCCAAGCGAGAGCAACAGAUCAAGACGGGCUCAAAACCUUUGCAUCAGCUCCUAA
Molecule: messenger RNA, 531 nt
Organism: Nipponia nippon (crested ibis)
Lineage: Eukaryota; Metazoa; Chordata; Aves; Pelecaniformes; Threskiornithidae
Product: C-type lectin domain family 2 member B
Source: RefSeq, a predicted model, not a curated record